Molecule: messenger RNA, 2196 nt
Organism: Suillus subalutaceus
Lineage: Eukaryota; Fungi; Basidiomycota; Agaricomycetes; Boletales; Suillaceae
Exons: 7
Coding region: 1-2130 (709 amino acids)
Source: RefSeq, a predicted model, not a curated record
AUGGUCACCCCUCAUACACCACGAUCACAGAACUCACAAAUACUGCCGCCAGAUACAAUUCCAUUCGCUCGUCAUACCUCACAAGCUGAUCAUCGCACGGAGGAUCUGAAACUAGGCCGCAUUACUGUUCUCGCUGAAUUGGGAUGGUAUCUGCAGGUUCCGUUCGAUUGCCUAGUGAAAUAUGUUGGUACCAUGCCGCCUCAGCAAGAUCUGCAGCGAAUACGCAACAACUUGACUAAUACAGAGAGCAAGAUUCUCACCGACGACGAGAGUGGCCUGCGAUGGACGGACUUUACCCCACCUGCCAAAUCGAAAGGGUCCGAAGAGAAUGUGUUUAAGCCCCUCGGUCGCAUCAUCUCUGAAAUUUUGGCCGAAGUCCCGGAUCGUGGAGUAUCAUUUCUAACAAACCCAAACGGAACACCCCUCUCGCAGCGCAACAAUACUUCCAGGCCUGAUGGAUAUCUUAUCCAUUGGUUCGACAUUGCUGUGCCAUUCGAGUUCAAGAAGGAACAGGAUACCGAGUCUCUCCGAGACGACGAACAGAAAAUAAUCUGGAGCCUCCACAGCAUCAUGCGGGAGGAUCCCUGUCGGCGGUUUGCAUUUGGUAUCACAAUCGAGAACACGCAAUUGAGACUGUGGCUCAGCAAUCGUGCGUGCCUCGCAGUUACAGAACCUAUCAACUUCUUCGAGAAUAUCGACGGUGUUAUCUCUCUCUUUUACGCUCUUGGAUCAGCGUCUGCGUCUUCUACUAUGAAUGAGCUCGGAUGGGACCCCACUGUCGAGCGGAUCCGUGACGGGAAGGAAUUCCGAUAUAAGUUCACCGUCGGGGACGAAGUGUUCACCACGACGCGGGAACUUGCAACCUAUGGCGCAGACUCUGGGUGGGCGUGGAACUCGCGUGUACGAAGCCACGGACGCUGGGGGAAAGAAGGUCGCCAUCAAAGAUUCAUGGAGAGAAGUUGGACGUCAAUCAGAGGGCGAGAUACUAGAAAACAUCUUGGCUUCCUGUGCGGAGAAGCUGCAAGCGGAGGAGAUGUCAUAAUCGACGAUACCCCAGACGUGACGCUGGACCCGCUGGUUGGAGAAGAGCAUGAUCGUACCUGGAAGUGGGUGUCCAUCGAUCUCCAGCCCAUCCUCUCCGCAAGACCACAUUUACCUAGCGCAGGCGAUGUACCCGACUCUGGUCGACUGUCUGCCUUUCUUCCCACACAGUUGGGCGGUAUUGCGCGAAACGACACCGGCAUCCCACGCAGAGUCCAUACUCGCACUGUUUUCCAUGAUGUUGGAGUCGCUGUGAAGGAUAUCACCUCUUUGGCCGACAACCUGAGUUGCUUGUCUGGCGGACUUAAGGCACUGUAUUAUAUGCACAAAGCAGGCUGGGUUCAUCGCGAUUUCAGCGUCGGGAACGCAAUUUGGGUCGUCGAUGACAACGGGGGAAUCGGGAAAUUGGGUGACUUCGAGUACGCGAAGAAGAUAGAUUCGCAUACUUCUCAUGAUGUUCGAACGGGGACAAUACAUUUCAUGGCGGUGGAAGUAGAAAUUCAGCAGUACCAUUUCUGGCCAGAAACUUCCGACCCCUCAUCAUCUGGUAGAGAUUCUCCUGAUACAGACCUCCCACUCGACCCUCCAUUUUGCAUGAAUUUCCUGCACGACAUCGAAUCCAUAUGGUGGGUUUUUACCUGGAUCUUCUUUUAUCACACGGACACGGACACGGCGAGCGCCAACCAUUCCUUUGAUGUACAAGGUCAGUGGAAACAUUUCCAGUUGGCCUUCCCUGGUACGGUCGGCCACAUAUCACGCCGGGACUUCUUCACCAAGUAUAGAGUACUUAAAACCACCUGCAAGAAUUCCCUUUCAAAGACAUGUCGUGAUGUUUGCAGGCGUCUUCCCCAUUUCGCAAGAACUCUCCGAAAUGGCUAUCGAAGGGCGGAGGCAGAACAUCCCUUGCUAGCGCUUGACGCCACUCUUCUGCAAGAUAUGCACAAAGAAGCUGCAGGAUAUCUCGAUUAUACGCAACAGUGUGCUAGUGGUAUAGAACUUUGUCCGCUCCCCAACCUCCUGAAGCAGAAGAGGCCCAGACCGGGAGAUGAAACAUCGCCUCCGCCAAAGAAGAAGCCUCGACAUAGUUGAUUUUUUUUAUUGUUCGUACGAGAAAGAACCAGCUUGGCGUCUCGUAGUUGUGACCUUGUAGUUGCC